Molecule: messenger RNA, 2954 nt
Organism: Petromyzon marinus (sea lamprey)
Lineage: Eukaryota; Metazoa; Chordata; Hyperoartia; Petromyzontiformes; Petromyzontidae
Gene: TUBGCP2
Product: tubulin gamma complex component 2
Biological process (GO): microtubule nucleation; cytoplasmic microtubule organization; mitotic cell cycle
Cellular component (GO): spindle pole; gamma-tubulin complex; microtubule organizing center
Molecular function (GO): microtubule minus-end binding; gamma-tubulin binding
Source: RefSeq, a predicted model, not a curated record
CUGGCUGGCUGGGUGUCUCGUGCUGCUCGCGGCCGCGUUGUUGGCGGUGGCCGCGGCGGGUGAGGAAACUUCGGGCCGCCUUCUGUCGCCUCGCGGAGCGGCGACAAAAUCUUCAACCUCGCGCCGAUUGUUGUUAUUUUUUUUAUUUUUACCGCCCGUGCAGCGUUGCCGCCACAGGGACGCGUACGUUGCCGAGCGUCGCGUGUCGUUCGCUUCGUUGCCACGGUGGAUAUUGACAGUGGACUGCGGUCAAGAUGAGCGAGUUUCGCAUCCACCACGAUGUAAAUGAGCUGCUGAGCCUCCUGCGUGUGCGUGGAGGGGAUGGCGCCGAGGUCUACAUCGACCUACUGCUCAAGAACCGCACGCCCUACGUCACUACGUCUGUGUCCACGCACAGCGCCAAGGUUAAAAUAGCAGAAUUCACGUCUACCCCUCAAGAAUUUCUAAAGAGGUAUGAGGAGCUGAAAUCACGCAAUGUCAGACAUUUGGACCCGUUGGUGUACCUGCUGUCAAAGCUCACUGAAGACAAAGAGACGCUGCAGUACCUGCAGCAGAACCAAGCUGAAAAGGCAGCUGCAGAGGCAGCUUCCAACGUGACGACCACCACCACCGUGACACUGCCAACGACCACCAGCAAGAUGUCCUUGCAAGAGCUGGAGGAGCUGCGCAAACAGCUGGGCAGCAUCACGUCCAGCAGCAGCUCACAGCAGCUGGUGUCCUUAGAGACGGUGCGAAAGUUGCUGAGAGAGAAGCAUAACAAACGCAACCCCGGCCAGCCGAUCCCUCAAUUCCCUUCAUGGGUAUAUGACCGCCCUGCCCUCACAGAGGACUUCAUGCCUGGCCCUGGGGCCCCGCCUGAUCCCGCUGUACCUGUUGGAACGCUGCCCCUUUCCAUCCAAGAGCAGGUGAUAGUAGAGGACCUGCUGUGGCUGCUGAUCGGCAUAGAUGGCAAGUACGUGACGUCGCGGCCGCUGGCUGACCGUUUGACCACACGCACUUUCUCCAUCGACCCAAGCCUGGAUGUGUCUGUGCGCGAGCUGCUCAACCGAAUUCUGCCCAUGGCCGCUGACUACUCUGCCAUCAUGCGGUUCAUAGAGGAGAAGGAGUCUUUUGAGUAUGGGCAGGUAAACCAUGCGCUGUGCGCUGCCAUGCGUGUACUGCUCAAGGAGUACCUCAUCCUCGUUACGCAGCUCGAGCAUCUGCACAGACAGGGCGUGUUGUCGCUGCAAAAGCUGUGGUUCUACAUCCAACCCACCAUGAGGACCAUGGAGAUUCUCGCCUCCAUAGCACUGGCUGUGGACAAGGGCGAGUGCAUGGGUGGUGCAACUGUGAGCCUGCUGCAUGAACGCACUUGCAACUACACUGGCGAUGCACAGGCACAGGAGCUGGGUCUCUACCUCACCAAGGCUGCCAGUGUGCCUUAUUUUGAGAUCUUGGAGAAGUGGAUAUAUCAAGGAGUCAUUCAGGACCCUUACAGUGAAUUCAUGGUAGAGGAGCACGAGUUGCAAAAGGAGCGCAUCCAGGAGGACUACAAUGACAAGUACUGGGACCAGCGCUAUACAGUGGUGCAGCAUCGUAUACCUGCCUUCCUGCAGAAGCUCACUGACAAGAUCCUCAGCACAGGAAAGUACCUGAAUGUGGUACGGGAGUGUGACCGGGAGGUGACUUGCCCAGACGCCCAUGAGAUGGUUUACAGUCUGAAGGAGCGAGCCAAUGCGGAGCACAUUGAGAAGGCCUACAGCUAUGCCAGUAAGGUGCUGCUUGACUUUCUGAUGGAAGAGAAGGAGCUGCUUACACGGCUCAGGUGGAUAAAGCAAUACUUCCUCCUGGCCCAGGGCGAUUUCUUUGUGCACCUGAUGGAGCUGACAGAAGAGGAACUGAAGCGACCCGUAGAUGACAUCAUUCCCACGCGACUAGAGGCACUGUUGGAGCUAGCGCUGCGCAUGAGCACAGCUAACACGGAUCCCUAUAAAGAUGACCUUAAGAUCGAGCUGAUGCCGCACGACCUCAUCACGCAGCUGCUACGUGUGUUGGCUAUUGAGACGCAGCAGGAGAAAGCGCUCAUCGCUGUCGAUCCCACAGAGAUCUCACUCAGUGGGCUGGAGGCAUUUUCUUUCGACUACACUGUCAAGUGGCCGCUCUCGCUCAUCAUUAACAGAAAAGCCUUGACAAGGUAUCAGAUGCUCUUCCGACACCUUUUCUACUGCAAGCAUGUGGAGCGGCAACUGUGCAACGUGUGGAUCAGUAGCAAAUCGGCCAAGCAGCACUCCCUGAGCUCCGCAAAGUGGUCUGCACCUGCCUUCACUCUUCGUCAGCGUAUGCUCAACUUUGUUCAAAAUUUCCAGUACUACAUGAUGUUUGAGGUCUUAGAGCCCAACUGGCACUUAAUGGAAACCAAACUGAAAUCGGCAUCCAACAUCGAUGAUGUUCUGUUCAACCACACCAACUUCCUGGACAACUGCCUCAAGGACUGCAUGCUAACAAACCCUGAACUACUCAAGAUCCUAUCCAAGCUCAUGUCCGUCUGUGUCAUGUUCACCAACUGCAUGCAGCGCUUCACGCACAGCAUGACGCUGGAAGCAGAGAUGGAACGCAUCUCUCUUGAGCAUGGCACCAUGAAGGGACCUCCCACACAGAGUGAGCGUGAUCAGGAGGCUGAGAAGAAAAGACUCACUUCCAAGUACCUUGCCGAGCAUGCAGAUGCCAUGCAGAAAAGUGAGGGCUUUGAGGCAGCCAUUGCCAAGUUCGAUUCAAACUUCUCAUCACACCUGCUUGACCUGCUCGAUAAGAUUAGCGUGCACAGCACCAACGACUGCGAACACAGCAUGAUCAACAUCAUAUACAGGUUGGACUUCAAUGGGUUUUACGCAGAACGGCUGGCGCGCCUGUCCAUGGGCCGUAACCAAACGGAACGUGGUGCUACCCCAGCUCUUCACACUGUGGGAUAAACAUAU